This is a messenger RNA of Pygoscelis adeliae (Adelie penguin), 4435 nucleotides long. RefSeq names its product phosphatidylinositol-4-phosphate 5-kinase, type I, gamma (gene PIP5K1C). The record is from RefSeq and is a predicted model, not a curated record. Gene Ontology annotation, molecular function: phosphatidylinositol kinase activity. Gene Ontology annotation, biological process: phosphatidylinositol metabolic process. The transcript is spliced from 18 exons. NCBI's taxonomy places the organism in Eukaryota, Metazoa, Chordata, Aves, Sphenisciformes, Spheniscidae. Bases 1 to 2100 code for a protein of 699 amino acids.
AUGUGGGCAGCCAGACUGGGCUCUUCCCGAGAUGGUCACUUGUCUUUACAACUGAAGAACAUCAGGCUGCGGCUUUCUGUGUUUGAUGACUGCCUUUCAUUAAAGCAGGGCUGCUCUGAAAUGCACAGCCCAAGAGCUGGGGGCUCUGGAAAGCUGGGAAAAGAGCUGACCCAGCUGGCCGUGGUUCAGCUCCACGGUCUGGCACCGAAGAAAGCAGCCGUCACCGAGGGACCAUCGCUACCAGGACAGCCUGGCCAAGGAAAGAAGAUAGGUCAUCGAGGCGUUGAUGCUUCUGGUGAAACCACCUACAAAAAGACCACCUCAUCCACCCUGAAGGGGGCCAUCCAGCUAGGGAUUGGAUAUACUGUCGGCAAUCUGAGCUCCAAGCCAGAGAGAGAUGUCCUGAUGCAGGACUUCUACGUGGUGGAGAGCAUUUUUUUCCCAAGCGAAGGCAGUAAUCUCACCCCGGCUCACCAUUAUGCUGACUUCAGGUUCAAGACCUAUGCACCAGUGGCUUUUCGGUACUUUCGAGAACUCUUUGGGAUUCGUCCAGAUGAUUAUUUGUAUUCAUUAUGUAAUGAGCCUCUGAUAGAGCUGUCGAACCCUGGUGCCAGCGGCUCCCUCUUCUAUGUCACCAGCGACGAUGAAUUCAUCAUAAAAACUGUGAUGCACAAGGAAGCUGAAUUCCUACAGAAGCUCCUUCCUGGCUACUACAUGAAUCUGAACCAGAACCCACGGACACUGCUGCCGAAGUUUUAUGGACUGUACUGUGUGCAAUCAGGGGGCAAAAACAUCCGCGUGGUCGUGAUGAACAACAUUCUGCCUCGCGUGGUGAAAAUGCACCUGAAAUUUGACCUGAAAGGCUCAACCUAUAAACGCCGGGCAUCCAAGAAGGAAAAAGAAAAGUCCAGCCCUACGUACAAGGAUCUAGACUUCAUGCAAGACAUGCCCGAGGGCCUGAUGUUGGAUGCAGAUACCUUCAGUGCAUUGGUGAAAACGUUGCAACGAGACUGUCUGGUGUUGGAAAGCUUUAAAAUCAUGGACUACAGCCUCCUGCUUGGGGUUCAUAACAUAGACCAGCAGGAACGGGAGCGACAGUCUGAGGGAGCCCACAGCACGUCGGAUGAGAAGCGUCCCGUGGGGCAGAAGGCACUUUACUCCACGGCCAUGGAGUCCAUCCAGGGUGGGGCUGCCCGGGGGGAGUCCAUAGACACAGAUGACACGAUGGGAGGAAUCCCAGCAGUGAAUGGCAAAGGAGAGCGUCUCCUGCUACAUGUAGGAAUAAUAGAUAUCCUUCAAUCAUACAGGUUCAUCAAGAAGCUAGAACAUACCUGGAAGGCCCUUGUCCAUGACGGGGACACGGUGUCAGUACACAGACCCAGCUUUUAUGCAGAGAGAUUCUUCAAAUUCAUGACCAACACAGUGUUUCGAAAGAAUUCCUCUCUGAAGUCAUCUCCCUCAAAGAAAGGGCGUAGUGCCUUGCUAGCUGUCAAGACGGCUGGUCCAACAGCUGCAUUUUCAGCUAGCCAGCUUCCCUCUGAAAAGGAUGAAACACAGUAUGAUCUUCGUGCAGCCAGGAGUUACCCCACACUUGAUGAUGAAGGCAGGCCAGACCUGCUACCCUGCACACCUCCUUCCUUUGAAGAAGCUACCACGGCCUCCAUAGCCACAACACUAUCUUCAACAUCUCUCUCUGUUCCCGAGCGAUCCCCUUCGGAAACAUCUGAGCAGCCCAGGUACAGGAGGCGCACACACUCCUCAGGGCAGGACGGCAGGUCACACGAGGAGGUGCGCGUUGAGGAGGAGCUUCAGCAGAUCAGUGUUGAGCUGGAGCCCAAGUGUGAUGUUGAGAUCAUAGCUCCUGAAGAAGAUGACAAAGAAGAGGCGGCUUCUUCAGCCUGUGCCAUUGUAACGUCCACAGCUACGAUAGAGGUGGAGACAGCCAGCCAGGCCUCCGAACCAGCCAGCCAGGCCUCGGAUGAAGAUGACGUGCCAGUCACAGACAUAUACUUUCCGACAGACGAGAGGAGUUGGGUUUACUCCCCGCUCCACUAUAGCGCUCAACUCCACUCUGUCUCCGAUGAGGAGAGCGAUACAUAAUCUCUAUGCAGACACAGAAGCCCCAGAGAGCAGCGAUUCCCUCUGCAGGUCGAUGUGUUCCCUUUUCGUUGAUGCAGCCGUUCCAGUGGGAUGGGGAAGAGCUUGCUGACACCAGUAUCGCUGCACUGCAGGAUCCCGGGCACUGCAUUUCAGAACGGAGCAAAACUAUAACCGUGUAUUUCUACUUAUCCCAGACAUGGGCAGCAAAGAAGCCACCCACUCACCCGCAGCUCCCAACAGAGACAUCCAGCUGGGUGUAGAGUAUCCUGGGUAGUAACACAGUGUUUUCCAGACGUGCACUACCGUAGCUACCUAUCCAUGUGUGAUACUGUGAACCUUUUUAAUUUUUUAAUCAUGUAUUUAUUUCUUUUAUCUUUGCACAGAGACAGCACAAAUGUGCUUUUUUAAACAUUUAGUUUACUGCACUUUUUUUUUUGGUCAUAUAUUUGUGCAUCAGAAAGGAGUGUGAGACCUCACUGGAGAAUUGGUAGGAGCACGUUGCUGGGGAGGGCAGGGACCGGAGUGGCUUCAUUUGAGGCAGCAGCGUGGUCUAACCAACUGAUGGAGGCAGGAGGUUUAAGGCUGUCCACACUCUGCCACGGUUUUGCCGAGUGACCUAAGGCAAGUCACUUAACCACUCUGUGCCUCGGUUUCCCCCGUGCUAAUGGGUGUACAGUACCCACUUCCGUUAAAGCACUUAAACCCUGGGAUGAAAGGUGCUAUGUAAAUGCAAUGUAUUAAAGGCCAUUGAAUAGAAUUGCUCCUAUGUUACAGUAGUCCAAAGUAGCCAUGCCAAUUUACUUGGAUUCAAAAAUCGCUAGUGACUUCUCUUGAUCUGUAACACUGUGCGGGGGAAGCAAGUGAUUCCUGGCGACAGUGACGUGGUCACCUCGGCUCUCCUCCGGACGUCACGAUGGGUUCUGCCUUCACCAUGUGCUGCACUGCUGCAUCACCCUGUCCCUCCAUGCUUGGAGUCCACGCUUCGUCUCACCGGCUGCCGCACCACCGUCUGCUCCAGACACAGGCACGGACAGAUGAGAACUGUGCGCCUGCAGGGACCAGCCGUGCUGGAGUGCGAGUUCCCCGGUCUGCCCGGCCCCAGGUGUGACUUGUCUGGACACUGCAUCCUACUGGAGCCACUUAGCACCUCGCAUGCUCAUGGGUGUAUCCAACUGCCCAGUACUCGGGGAUCACGAACAUUGGGUUUUCGUAUCCUCUGUACCUCAGGGCAGUCAGGGAGGCGCGUGCACGUCCACACACACUGGAGGCAGAAACAGAAGCCUGGCUCUGCCACCUAAUUGCACCAGGCGGUGUUGUGUUCACGGACUCUGUUGGACAAAAAGCUGGGUGACUGGGGUGUUGCCUGUGGUAACAUCUGCUAUUGGAAAUUGCUGCUUCAGAUGUCUGAGAUGGUUUGCUUUUUGAGGGCUGCAGGCUUUAGGUGAGAGGAUCUGGUGUCACUGGGUAGUGUUCAGACUAGGCUCAUCCAUCUGUCAGCAGGACACAACCAUAGCAUUGUCUUGAACUAGCAAUCCCAUCCUCGUCUCCCAGAGAGAAGGAAGUCCUUUAGACCAGAGGGAGCCAGGUCUUAUUCAUGUGCUUUGAGUCUCACUUGAGAAAGAGGGUCAAAAUCUCUUUAUUCUCAUUACAAUCUUCAGACUGUCCUUGGGAUUCCUUGUAGAGGAGUGGGGAAGUGGGACCCUUCUCUUGGGGCUCAGUCCCCCCCACUCUGUCUCCACAGCAGCACUCAGUAUGGGUUAAUUCAGGUCCCAGAAGGUAACUGGGCUGGUGGGAAGCUCUUCCCAUCUGCGAUGUGCUGAACUUGGUGAGGAUCUUCAUGAAUUGAUGUUUUCUUGCCUAGAAGUAUGGGACCCAGACUUUUCCACCUUGCCUGCAGAUGCUGAAGGCUGUAAGGCGUGCUCCUCAAGAGCACACGCUAGAAGUCUUGCAAGCUACUGCCAUCAGAUGUAUUCAUGUAUUUACCAAAUAAUCUAUCAAAAGUCUUUUGAGAAACUCUCCCCUUUCAGUUGCUAGUUGACAGCUCGUUCACCUAGCUAGCAGCAUUGCUCUGUGACGGCCCCUGCAGUAGGCUGGGAAAGGGCUCCUAACCCACCCCAUCUGCUUGUCCCAGUCCCACCUGGGCUCCGCAGGCUGCGUGGGCAGUGCUACAGGGGGCUCAGCAGUUUGCUGGAGGGGAGACGGGAGGAGUGCAAUACCUACAGACUAACCUGCCUCUGGGCUGAAAGCAAGAGGUUUCAAAAUGCUAAAAAUUUCAGCCUUUGGGGUUUUUCCUCCAGAAGCGUGAUACUAUGCGUAGAGAGGCCAGAGGGAGCCA